Racocetra fulgida is the source of this 294-nucleotide messenger RNA. The record is from the annotation of a GenBank genome assembly. NCBI's taxonomy places the organism in Eukaryota, Fungi, Glomeromycota, Glomeromycetes, Diversisporales, Gigasporaceae.
AUGGAUGAAGUGAUUAGUUAUCUAGACUCUUUGGUUAAUACCAUAAAUCCUGGGCUAAACAAACCUUUAUCAACUCAUCAUCCAUGCCAAAAAUGGUUAGAAGAUCUUGAUGAUGACCUACAAGAUUAUUUCGGGUUUCCAAAUGAAUUAAGAGAUCAUACAAUUGUACAUAAUGAGAAUGGAAACUUAGAAUUACUUACAGCAAGAAAUGAUCCUCUAAUUAAUCCACAUAAUCGUAUUCAACUCCAAGGAUGGCGAGCAAACAUUGAUUUAAAGCCAAUACUUAUAAUCUAA